This is a messenger RNA of Gamsiella multidivaricata, 844 nucleotides long. RefSeq lists its product as uncharacterized. Lineage: Eukaryota; Fungi; Mortierellomycota; Mortierellomycetes; Mortierellales; Mortierellaceae. The coding region runs from base 236 to 727 and encodes 163 amino acids. The transcript has 2 exons. The record is from RefSeq and is a predicted model, not a curated record.
GUUCAACGACAUACUGACGAGCCUCUGGAUGAAAGAGAGCCAAACACGGAAUACGACCUCAAUUGUCGCGACAUAUUUUGUAUUUCGUUAGGCCACCCUUCGUAUUUACUGCUACUCACAGUGGACCCCACUUUCGACAAAUGUAUACAAUCAAAGCGCUUGUCUCGGAGACUCGUUGACAGCAGGGUUCGUGGAUGGAAACCUCCACGUACCCUGUUCGGAUUAUCUCACAGAAAUGUUCAGAGCUCAGCAUCACGACGAUCGAGUCGUCGUCUUUGUCAACGCCGGAGUCGACGAAGACACCAUCAAGGACAUCCACGCGCGACUAAUAGAACUGCUGCAACAGGGCCAGUAUCAAUACCUCGCCCUCUUAGGCGGCACAAAUGACCUUGAAGCAGUCGUUUCCGAUCUUUCACAAGACUCUACUCAGUUCGACGAGACUAUCACACAAAUCUCAUUCGAGCCCAUUUACGAUCUCCUAAUGGACUCGCUUACGCUCAAGCAUUUUCUGCAGCUCAUUGUCCUUUACAAUGUCUUUGACCGGUUGGCUCCGCACGACAAGAACACCAAGGAUCCAUUGAACCAUUACGUUCUGCAUCGUUUCUGUCCCAAGAAACGGAUUCUCGAUCUGAAUGAUCCUAGUCUCGGCUUCAACUACCUUUUAAUGUCAGAUAAAGAACGAAAAGAGAAUUGGAAUGACGCUCUGCACUACACUACCAAAGGAUAAAUGCGCUUGGCCGAAUGUAUCUAUAAUGAGUUGGCUGCGAUGUUGUUGGAAUGAAUGCAAAUUACUCCAUUCAAGCCUGUGCUAUCCCACCCCUUCCGGUCUAGCUGUCUUCCCUAU